This is a messenger RNA of Plasmodium knowlesi strain H, 177 nucleotides long. RefSeq names its product DNA-directed RNA polymerases I, II, and III subunit RPABC4, putative. NCBI's taxonomy places the organism in Eukaryota, Apicomplexa, Aconoidasida, Haemosporida, Plasmodiidae. Gene Ontology annotation, cellular component: RNA polymerase I complex; RNA polymerase II, core complex; RNA polymerase III complex. Bases 1 to 177 code for a protein of 58 amino acids. Gene Ontology annotation, biological process: DNA-templated transcription. The record is from RefSeq and is a predicted model, not a curated record. The transcript has 3 exons. Gene Ontology annotation, molecular function: DNA binding; zinc ion binding; DNA-directed RNA polymerase activity.
AUGUACAUAAGAGAACAGGACGAUGAUAUAUCUGCCGAACCGGUCGUUUACAUAUGCGGAGAAUGCGGAAUAGACACAGUGAUAGCGCCCAACGCAUCCCUGCGAUGCAAAAACUGUGGGUCGAAAAUUUUUUUCAAAAAAAGGAGCAGAAGAGUCAUGCAGUAUGAAGCCCGCUAA